AUGUUGUAUCCGCUAAUAAGAUUCGAAAAGUCCGGCUGGCGCAACUCCAGGCGCAGGCAGGAAGUAGUAGAGGAUCAGGUGAAGGUGCGAGCAGGGAGCAGAAACACUGACGCCCGCCAAGCCAUCCUGUCCCAAAUCCUCCUUCCAGAAGCCGCUGACCGCCUUGGCCGGAUCCGACUGGUGAAAGAGGAACGCGCUACAGAUAUAGAGAACAGGCUUAUAAUGCUGGCACGGACGGGCCAGCUGCGGUCCAAGGUUACGGAAGAGCAACUCAAGGAGUUGCUGAAUGCCGUUGCGGAGAAUAAAGAACAAGAGAAGAUCGUGAUUAGCAGGAGGAAAGGGGGGUGGGACGACGAUGAUGAUUUGUUGGAUUUGUGA
Molecule: messenger RNA, 378 nt
Organism: Paracoccidioides brasiliensis Pb18
Exons: 2
Coding region: 1-378 (125 amino acids)
Cellular component (GO): nucleus; cytosol
Molecular function (GO): DNA binding
Source: RefSeq, a predicted model, not a curated record